Molecule: messenger RNA, 4252 nt
Organism: Eriocheir sinensis (Chinese mitten crab)
Lineage: Eukaryota; Metazoa; Arthropoda; Malacostraca; Decapoda; Varunidae
Product: ras-related protein Rab-30-like
Exons: 7
Coding region: 414-1064 (216 amino acids)
Cellular component (GO): trans-Golgi network
Molecular function (GO): GTPase activity; GTP binding
Source: RefSeq, a predicted model, not a curated record
CAUUGUCACUGAUGACCUCCUCCGACCAACUGAAACAUGCACUACACAUAACUUCAUUGACUAGCAUUAUGAUUAACUAGAAUACUGCUCACUUUGGCCAGUCAUGCGAGUUUUAGAAGUCAGAUUCAGUUGUCAUUAUUUUAUUAGAUGGUAACAGUGUGAUCGAUCCGUGAGCAGACGACAAGUGUGAGGCUCCUCUGCUCUCCCCUAGCCCACGCCCACCAGCAUGUGAGGUCAGGCGUGCCCUUCUCUGCAUGACCCACCGCACUCACUGUAAUUCCUCACCCAGAACCACAUCGCGAGGACUAGAAAGCUUGGGUCUCAUGUCUGGCGCCAGGGAGUCCGGUUCUGCUGCUGCCUGCCUCUACCGCCCUGUCUUCCUCGUCAUGUGAGGAGUGGAAGGGCUCUUUACUAUGGAAGAUUACAAGUUUCUGUUCAAGGUGGUCUUGAUUGGCAAUGCUGGAGUGGGGAAAACAUGCCUUGUUCGGCGAUUCACACAGGGAUUGUUCCCACCUGGGCAAGGAGCCACAAUUGGGGUGGACUUCAUGAUUAAAACAGUAGAGAUUGAUGGAGAAAAAAUCAAGCUUCAGAUCUGGGACACAGCAGGCCAGGAAAGGUUUCGCUCCAUCACACAAUCAUAUUACCGCUCAGCCCAUGCUCUCAUUCUGGUGUAUGACAUAUCCUCUCAGCCUACCUUUGAUUGCUUGCCAGACUGGCUAAGAGAAAUCGAGCAAUAUGCCAGCUGCAAGGUCCUUCGUGUACUUGUAGGUAACAAAACAGACCGAGAGGACAGGGAGCUCCCCACACAUGUAGGGGAAGAGUUUGCUCACCGCCACAAUAUGUACUUUAUUGAAACUUCCGCUAAGGAAGCUGACAAUGUUGAGAAACUCUUUAUUGAAAUAGCCAAGGAAUUAACACAGCUUGUUCGUAGUGGACACUUUGACAAGGACAGCAAAGUUGGAGACCUGUCGCCCCAAGAUGUGUCAAACGUUACUCUUCCUCCAGCAAGGGAAACUCGAUCAGAAUUUGCUUGUUGCUCACGAUGGCUGCCCUCCUCCACGUAGCCAAGCCAGGGCUCCCAGAUCUGUGGUGGUGGUGUUGUAAGUCUGAUACUCAGUCAUAGCUUUAACCAGAGAUACCUUUAAGCUUUCAGUGGUGAUUCUGUGGCAUUGCUCUUUGGAGUAUCAAUAUGGACUGUGCACUAGUCUUUUUUUCUUUAUUGAUGUAUGUAAGAUUUAAGUCUUUUAAAUACUGAGUUUUUUAGUAUGUUUGUAUAUGAGAAAGGCUUGGUUAAGAUGAUGGGAGGAGAACCCAUGUGCAGAAGAAUGCUUAGCUUAGUCUUGAGGGACGACUGAAGCAGGGCUGUUGAGAGGUGGCAGUAAUGGUUGAGGGAAAAGGUUGCACAACUUUGACAAGUGAGUGGAUGUCUUCCUUUUCUCUUCACAUAAGAAGUCCAGAAAAAGAAUGCUAUAGUGAAGAUAUACCCUUCACUUGAGCCAGUUUUGCUGUAAUAUUGAUUUUAUUGAGUAGCCUCAUACAUAUAUAACGUUUUAUUGGAAUUUCAGUAUUUGUACUCAUUAGUUUCCACACCAAAGCCAUACAGUUUACCAGUUAGUGAAUUUCCCAGUUGAGUAAAUGUUUCAGUAUCAUUUCCUAUUAGCACUAUUACUGCCACCACCACAAUGAAAACAACAAUAACUUACUAUUUUUGGGUUUUGAAGAAAUUACAUGAUUAUAUAAAAUUAAACUUAAUGUAGUUUGAAUUUUUUCUCCAAUAUAGGAUCUGCAGAUGCAGGAAAUAAUUGCAAAUGGAAAAUGAAGCAGUAGAUAUAGAAAUUAACGAUUAUCAGAUGACAAUCACAUGAGAUUUUGUCGCUUUCUAAUGUUCUGGAUUUAUUCUUUUUCAUAGCCCAUUGUACAGAUAUUUAUUGUUGCAAAAAGUCAAAUAUUUGUAUCAUAUUAUGGCAGCUGUCAUAUAAUCAAGUGUUAUUGAAUUGUGAUAUUGUGUCAGCACUCCACCAGAAUUGAGAAUUAAUUCUCAUACAUACAUGGAUGUUACUGAAACCUGCUAUACCCUUUGUCUGUCAGGUGUUGUGUAUCAAGAUGAGUGUUGCAGAACCACCUCAGAGUUAACAUUAAGUAAGACUUGUUAUUUUAUCAUUUCUUAGCUAAGUGCUGUAGCAAGAAAACUACUCUGGAGGAUCUUCAAUGUUUUGCUGUAAAAAAAUUGGCUGUGAUAUAGUAAUGGAUCACUACAGAAACAUUCCUUUUUGUACACCUCAUGAACACUGCUUCAGACGUGGGACGAAGGCUUUGUUUUGUGCUGUGAAAGAUGUGUAGUUUGGGCCACUUUUAUUUUCUGGGUUUUAUUACUAUUGUUCACUUAUUCCUUCAUUGACUCGUAUUGAAAACCAAGCGCUUUUUAUUUUACAUUUAAAAAUUUAAUUGAUUCUUUUCUUAACUGGGUAUUAUAUAUUAAGGUUUGGUAAUUAAACUUUUAAAUUCACUUUGCUAAAAUAUAUAAAGGAUGUUAGAAAGGUUUCUUUGUAUGUGUUACUUUUUAAGAAUUAUUUCAUUCCUGUAACUAUUUAUAACUACACAUGAGGUUACGUUUUUUGUUGUGUUGGCUCCAUCUUACUGCAUUUUCCCAUGAAAACAUCUGUGCUUUUUUAUUUUAUUUAUUUAUUAUUAUUUUUUUUAAUCACCACCUUUUGAAAUAUGAUGUCUUUGUGAGAAGAUCAAUUUAUGUCAUGCUAGUGAGAUAUUUGGCUGGUGGGGAGAGCAGUUUGUCAAGAUCAAUGAUGAAUGGAUGGACUAUAAGCAUGUCUUGCAUCACACCAUAUUUAAAUGAUGAUUGUAAGGUUUAACAGUGCUGUUCAUUCAUGGUCAGUACUGUUGUGGUUUCCUGGAUUUGAAAAAUAACAAUGUAGAGUAUCUAGCAUUAUAUAUGUGCCACUAAAAACAGCAACAACAAGAAUAUUGAAAUCACUGCAGACACAUUUUUCUUUAUUUGAUAGUUGAAAAUAGUGAGGAAAAUGCCAAGGACAUCAUGAACACAGCCAACAGAAAACUUUUCCUAUCUUUUUACCAAAAUGAUUAAAGUUUUUAUUUUCACAAUAAUGUGAAACAUAGCAGACUUUGACUAAAUAAUUAAACAGGAAAGCACAGGUAUUAAAACCAAAUAUCUGAAUGAGAAUACUAUAAAAAGAUAUAUGAUCCUGCAGAUGCACCAUCUUGAUCAUGUUGAACUUUAUAUAUAAAUUUAUCAGUAUUUUCAAUGAUACCUGUCCUGAAGUGACCAAUUUUGUGUCGUAUGAAAGUAGUUUCAAGCAGCUCUUUCAAGGCUUAUUCUCUACCUUUUUACGUCAUAAGAGUUUUAAGUCAAAAGUAUUCAGGCAUUUCACAGAUUACAAAAGGAAGGAAUUUGGAAAGUACAGUUGAUAAACACACUGCUCAUCCUGCUUUCUACAAGAAAGUUUCAUAUUUAUUUGAUAUAUUCUAAAAUACAGCAUUCAUUUAAAUGCUUAUGUUUCCCACAUUUUGCUAACAUGAGUUGCCUAUCUUUUAAAAGCUAUUUGAAGGUUGUUUGAAUUAUCUGGAGUUAUAUUCCCAUGUACCAUCACAAAUAACUUUACAAAAGGCAGACGUUUAGGACAUCUUCAAGGGGUAAGAUUGUGUUAACCCAUAAUUUGCACAUUUACCUCCAUUAGUGUUGUGCUGGUUAGAAGCAGCUGAUUAUAGCUUAAUUUAAAAAAAAACAUUUUGUUUUAUGGGGUAUAAAUCUUGCCAAAGAUCAUGCUCAAUUUUCUCAGUACCUUCUCAUAGAGUUUUAUGUUUAUAAUUCUACAGUCUAGUCACAUCUGGUUCUUCCUCUGGCAUAUCAAGCACUGGAGUGAUCCAAGUGUUUGUGUGUUUAAGAGUAAAGCUUACCAAAGGCGUUUGUAAUACUACUACAUUUAUUUCUGAAUGUUUAAGCAUACAUCAUUGCUAUAGGGUUUCUUUCAUGAUUAGAUAUUAAGUCAUUCACCUACUAUGUUAUGAAACCGCAUAAUCCUUGGUCACAGCUAUGUGUACGUACUUCUUUUAUAUCGUAUAUGCAGCAUUGUUCUAAAGUUGUACACAACACCACCAAGUAUAUAUAAACACUGACAUAUUUCUGGGGAUAUUUUUCUUCUUUUUGCACUAAGAGACACAUUGUGGAUCAGACGACAAACUAUGUUGUUAAAGAAAUAAUAAAAAAAGCUGUAAUUAA